Molecule: messenger RNA, 2868 nt
Organism: Mucor velutinosus
Lineage: Eukaryota; Fungi; Mucoromycota; Mucoromycetes; Mucorales; Mucoraceae
Product: 60S ribosomal protein L6
Exons: 2
Coding region: 1-2868 (955 amino acids)
Molecular function (GO): catalytic activity
Source: RefSeq, a predicted model, not a curated record
AUGGACACCAAUCUACAAGCUCUGGAUAUGAGUCACUUUCCAGCGAUACUGCAACAAAUCCAGCAACAACUUACUUUGGUAACAGAGAAAGUUAACAAGCAUGAGGACCUCCUUACACGUUUGGCUGCUUUGGAACAAGAAAACAAGGAUCUGAAAAAAAUUUUACAAGGCAAGGACCUGGUUAUUCAAAAAUUACAACAAGGUCCAGUUACUAGUCACACCACUUCUCCUGGUUCGGGUCGACCCAAGGGGGGCGAAAGUUCCUCUAUCCCAGUGUCUCCAAAGCCUCUCAAGGAAGCUCCUAAUUUCGCCCAAAUCGCUACUGCUGCUGCUCACAAGCCUGAUCCUAAGAAAAAAGACAAAAAACGUCUUGCUGCUGGUCGUGCCUUUACCACUCCUGCUACCAAAGGUGUCCAGGGCUAUCAAUAUGUAUAUAUUGGUAGAUCCCGAAAGAUCCAACGUUCUGAAGUGCGUAAGCAUCUAGCUAAUGCUAGUGUUGAUCUGGGUCGUGUCUUGGAUAUCUGCUUUCCUGCCUCCCAUAUUAUUGGUGUUCUGUUGCACGUUCAAUACGUUGAGGAAUUUACUGCUUUAUUGACCAAGGCUAAGGGUGAACUGUUUCCUGCUUUUGAUCCAUUGGACCCCAGCAAUAUUGCUGAUCCCAAGUACGCCAGCCUCUCUGAUGAUGAUCGUCAUGCUCUGAUCCACCAAUUUACUGAAGCUCGCUGCCUGCAAACUUUGUCCUUCCUCCGCCCACUUAAUGUUAGUGGUGUCGGUAAGUACUUUAUACAGAAAGGUUGGAUCUGCGAUGAAAGUCUCUCUGUUGCCGUUGCUCAGGCCGUUGAACGCUUUGCUAAGAAGGAGCCCAAAAAGGCUGAUUUCCUGUUCCGUCGCAAGCUGAACUCUGAUUCCCAGGACAAGGCUGGAUCUGAUAGUGAUAUUGUUAAUGUGCCUGUCUCCCCGGUUUUCGUCUCUCUUUCACUCUGGAAUGCCAAUGGUCUUCGCCAAUCAACAGUCCAUGAUGUUCUCUCUCAUGUACUGGAUACUCAGGUUCUGCUGGUUACUGAAACUUGGCUUACAUCUGGCUCUUUUCCAACAAACUGGUCUCAAUUCCAUCUCUAUGGUUCAAAAGUACCUGGUGCUUUCAAUCGUGGUUCUGGUGGUGUCACUGCCUUUGUCUCUCCUUCCUGUCCCUUCACUGUCUCCCAACUACCUUCUUAUAAUCCGCACACUCUGUCUCUAAAGGUUGGCACCCUUACGGUUCAUUGUGUUUACUUUCCUCCACCCUUAUCAUCUGAUAAGGUGCUCUCGGCCCUUAGUUCACUACCUAUGACUAGGGAUACUAUCCUCUGUGGCGAUUUCAAUGCUCGGUUGGGUUCUCUCACUGGUGACGCUAUCUCCAAUGCUCGUGGUAAUGCUCUCAAACCUUGGUUUGAUGAACAUUGCUUGUCUGUGCUCAAUGCGUCUUUGGCUUUUGGCGUUACGACGUAUUCUUCUUUUCGGCAGCAGCAAGAAUUGAGUAGUGUCAUUGAUUUGUUUUUGACAAAUAUUGGUGAUGUUGCGUUGGUGAAUCCUCAACUGGUGGUUGAGUCUGAUCUGUCUCUUGGUUCUGACCAUCGAUUGAUGUCACUUACUUUCGGGUAUGUGCCACCUCUCGAUGACACUGUGGCUCCUGGUGAUUCUGUUCUGGCUCCUCGGCGUCAAUGGAAGCUCUCAAAAUUGACGAAAGAGAAGCCUUUGGGCUUACUCCGUGAAUCCUUUCGAUCUUCUGUUGCUCCUCUGGUUGGUACUCUUUCUGGUUUGGUGUCUGCUCCUCCUGGUGUUCGUCCGGAUAUUGAUGCACUCAACGAUUCUUUGAAUCAAUGUUUGUAUGAAUCUCUGGAUAGUUCUAUUGGUGUAAAAUCUGGUCGUCCUGGCCAUUGGAAGAAGUACUGGACACAAGAAAUUCAGGAUGCUGUUACUGCACGCGAUCGCUCAUAUAGUCAAUGGAGGCAUGCCUUUGGUAUUGCCAAAAUUGAAAAAUGGUUCUUAUACAAAGUUGCUCAUCGCAAGUUUCGUUCCCUGGUACAAGCUGCAAAGCGAAGGUCCUGGCAACAAUUUUGUACUGCCCUGGAGUGUGAUUUCUCAAAAGCUACUGCUGCUAUUAAGCGCAUCAAGCGUAAUAAAGAAUCCUCUCCUACGUACAGCCACCCUGAUGGUCCUGCUGCUUCUGUCUCUGCUAUGGGUUCUCAUCUCGCCUCGGUGUAUGAUGGCUCUCUGCUUGCCACUGCUACUCGUCCUGCUGCUCCUCCCACCUUUGACUCUGUUCUGCUUUUCUGUGUGCCUGUGGACAUGUCACUGUUUGAUGUUGAUACUUUAGUAUCUCAUAUUCGACGGCUCCCAACACAUAAAGCUCCUGGUCCAGAUCAUAUCAAGGCUGAGAUGCUCAAGUCCUUGGUCUCUGAGAUUGCUCCUGUCUUGUCGUUGCUCUUCAAGUUGUGCUAUCAAUGGUCGUAUACUCCUGCUCUCUGGCGCCAAGCCCAAGUCUUUCCCAUUUUCAAGAAAGGUGAUGCUUCUGAUCCCGCCAACUAUAGGCCUAUUUCUCUGACUUCUGUUGUGCGCAAACUGUUUGAGUUCUCUCUCAUGCCUGAGCUGGAUGCCCAUUCUCCUGCCCUUGACAUUGCCCAAGGUGGUUUCCGCCCUCAACGUAGUCCUCUGGAUCAAGCCCUCUGCUUGCAUGACUUGAUGCAUGAUUACUUUGUUGCGCACCGUCGUCGUCCUGUCGUCGCUUUCUUGGAUAUCAAGUCAGCAUAUGACACAGUCGAUCGUCGUGUUAUCUGUGUGGAAUACAUCCACUAUGAUCUGCAUUCCGACAGUUCAUCCAGUUACUAG